Dothidotthia symphoricarpi CBS 119687 is the source of this 1517-nucleotide messenger RNA. RefSeq lists its product as uncharacterized. The coding region runs from base 1 to 1194 and encodes 397 amino acids. The record is from RefSeq and is a predicted model, not a curated record. Lineage: Eukaryota; Fungi; Ascomycota; Dothideomycetes; Pleosporales; Dothidotthiaceae. The transcript has 5 exons. Gene Ontology annotation, molecular function: protein binding.
AUGAGUUCCAAGAAGAAAACAGCCCCAAUGUGCUUCAGUGCCAUCACGCGUGACAGCAACUUCGUCACUGUCCAAGUCGGAGCAACGGCUAUCAAGCACUACAUCCACGGCUCGCUCCUCACCCAGCAUUCCGAAUACUUCAAGAAAGCGCUGAAUGGUCCAUGGAAGGAAUCCAAGGAGCGACUUGUUGUGCUCGAAGAUGUCGAGAGUGGCAUAUUUGGAAUCUUCGUGGACUGGCUGUACACGCAAACUGUACCUAAUAUGGACAUCACGGGAGACAAUGAGAUCAAAGGCUACGUACUCGGUGACCGCCUUGUUGCUCCAGAGUUCCGCCACGCUAUGCUCUACGAAGUCACAAAGUGCCUUGUUACGCUCAAAGCUAAACCUGAAGUGAGCAACGUUGUCUACGCCUAUGCUCAUCUCACUCCAUCCGAUCCGGUCCUGAGACUUAUGGUCGAUUCUUACUCUAGCCAUUUCGCACGAGAGUCCUCCGUUUCGUCCGCACAAGAACAACAAGCGAUCCUCACGCAACUACCACAUGAAUUUCUUGUAACCUUCGCGAGCGAGAACGUCGUUAUGGUGGAAGUCGGGCCGGAUCUCACCAAAUUCUACGUUCAUCGCGCGAUCCUCAUCAAGCACUCCGAGUACUUUAAGAAGGCCUUGAACGGGCCGUGGAAGGAGGCCGAAGAAGGUGUGGUUCGACUGCGAGACGUCGAUUGCGAUAUCUUCGAGAUCUUCGUCAAUUGGAUGUACACUCAAACACUACCGAAUUUCGAGAAAGAUUUGUGUGGUGGUCAAAGACGGCAUGGAGACUCACGAGAUGAAGGUCUGUUGGUCAGACUCGACGCCUACAUCUUCAGUGAUCGGAUCCUCGCUCCCAAAUUUCGCCAAGCUGUCCGUAUCGACCUUGUCGAUUCACUGGUCAUGUUCGACGCCCCCUGUUAUAACACGGUGAUCUACUUCUUCGCCAGUUCGUCCUCGGAUGAUUCGAUCUUGGACCUAAUUGUCGAAGUACACUGUAGGACCUGUAUGCCGGAUCUUGAUAAAUAUGGCAAUGGUGACGAACUCGAACUCAGAAAGCAGCUCCCCCACGACUUUUUAGUUCGCGCCAUGGUAUGUUUUGCGAAGAUGAGAGACAACGGCUGGACUGAAAUCGACAUUGAUGCAGAAGAGUACUAUGAGUGGUCGCCAUGAAAGGAAAGGGCAGCUGUUGAAGAAUAGGGAGAUACCGAGAAGUUUCUGGCAGAUUCCGAAAGGCAGAAGAAAUGUUACGACUCCCAGACAACAGCAUGCGGCACACUAUCGACUAGAGCGAAAUUAGGAUGGCGGUGGACAAUAGACUCAACAAGUGAAGGAUAUAAUCAUUGAAGGGGAAAAUACACGCUGCCAACAUCGGCUAAGAACGAGAGAGACAAGUCGCACUAGCCAGAGGGCGAGCUUCAACGAAGACGGCGUGCCUACCUCCCUUCGAUGACCAUAGUAGAUUGAGUAUUCAAAUUCACAGCUACUUAUCCACC